AAUUCCCAACCUCAUUUGUUGCCUUCCCUAUUCUGGUGUCCCGCGAUUUCCAGGUCCGGGAAUCCGCUUUCCUUCAUCGUCUGCUUUUCUUUUCUUCCGAAAGCCAAGCUAUCGCCGAUCAAUUUAAUCAAUCUGUCUCUGCGAUUCUUUCCGUUUCCAUUCCUUGGUUUCCAGAAUUUCCGAAACGUUUCGCCUUUGACCCCAAUCGAUCGAUUCCUUUCGUCUCUUUCCUGAUUCGCAUUGUUCUUGCUUCUUUCCCUGAGAAUGGAUCGUAGAGUCAUUGAAUUGGAAGAAGGAUGGGCUUAUAUGCAGAGAGGGAUCACAAAGCUGAAGAGGAUUCUAGAAGAAUUGCCCGAACCCCCUUUCACUGGAGAGGAAUAUAUGAUGCUCUACACUACCAUCUAUAACAUGUGUACGCAAAAACCCCCUCAUGACUAUUCUCAGCAGCUUUAUGACAAAUAUCGUGAGGUGUUUGAAGAAUAUAUCACUUCAACGGUAAUGCCUUCCCUUAGGGAGAAGCAUGAUGAGUUUAUGCUGAGAGAACUUGUGAAAAGAUGGGCAAAUCAUAAGGUUAUGGUCAGAUGGCUUUCGCGUUUCUUCUUUUAUCUUGAUCGCUAUUUUAUUGCUAGACGGUCGCUUCCUCCUCUAAAUGAAGUUGGACUCACCUGCUUUAGGGACCUGGUUUAUCGGGAGGUCAAUGCAAAGGCCAGAGAUGCUGUCAUUGUUUUGAUCGAUAAAGAACGCGAGGGAGAGCAGAUUGACAGAGCACUGUUGAAGAAUGUUAUUGAUAUAUUUGUUGAAAUUGGUAUGGGACAAAUGGAUUCUUAUGUAGAGGACUUUGAGGCACUGAUGCUUGAAGAUACUGGUGCAUAUUAUUCUCGCAAAGCAUCAAACUGGAUUUUGGAGGAUUCUUGUCCUGAUUACAUGUUGAAGGCUGAGGAAUGCUUGAAAAGAGAGAGGGAUAGAGUUUCUCAUUACCUACACUCAAGCAGUGAGCAGAAGUUAGUGGAGAAAGUGCAACAUGAGUUAUUGGUGGUCUAUGCAACGCAAUUGCUUGAGAAGGAACAUUCUGGAUGUCGUGCUUUGCUUCGAGAUGAUAAGGUGGAAGAUCUUUCUAGGAUGUAUAGACUUUACCAUAAAAUACCACGAGGCCUUGAUCCUGUCGCCAAUGUAUUCAAACAGCACAUUACCGGUGAAGGCACAGUAUUAGUCCAACAGGCUGAAGAUGCUUGCACUAACCAGGCAAAUGGGGCUGGCACACAGGAACAGGUCCUUGUCAGAAAAAUAAUUGAGCUGCAUGACAAGUACAUGACAUAUGUGAAUGACUGUUUUCAAAACCAUACUUUGUUUCACAAGGCUCUCAAAGAGGCUUUUGAGGUAUUCUGCAAUAAAACUGUUGCUGGCACUUCAAGUGCUGAACUACUUGCUGCGUUUUGUGAUAAUAUUCUCAAGAAGGGUGGGAGUGAGAAAUUGAGUGAUGAGGCCAUAGAAGAAACUCUUGAGAAGGUAGUUAAACUACUUGCAUAUAUUAGUGACAAAGACCUUUUCGCAGAAUUCUACAGGAAAAAGCUUGCUCGCCGGCUCCUUUUUGAUAGGAGUGCUAGUGAGGAACACGAAAGAUGUAUUUUAACAAAGCUUAAACAACAAUGUGGUGGUCAGUUUACCUCGAAAAUGGAGGGAAUGGUCACCGAUUUGACAUUAGCACGGGACAAUCAGAACAAUUUUGAGGAAUAUCUUCGUAAUAACACACAUGUAACUCCUGGGAUUGAUCUGACCGUGACUGUUCUUACUACGGGAUUCUGGCCAAGUUACAAGUCUUUUGACCUAAACCUUCCUGCAGAGAUGGUGAAAUGUGUUGAAGUCUUCAAGGAAUUCUAUGCAUUGAAAACGAAACAUAGAAAGCUUACAUGGAUUUACUCUUUGGGUACUUGCAAUAUAAGUGGCAAAUUUGAGGCUAAAACCAUUGAACUGGUUGUAUCAACCUAUCAGGCUGCUGCCCUUCUGCUGUUCAAUACUGCUGAUAGAUUAAGCUAUUCUGAGAUAAUGACGCAGUUAAAUGUAACCCAUGAUGACUUGGUUAGAUUACUCCACUCCCUGUCAUGUGCAAAGUAUAAGAUUCUCAAUAAGGAGCCAAAUACCAAGUCUAUCUCGCAAAAUGAUGUUUUUGAGUUCAACUCGAAGUUCACUGACAGAAUGAGGAGGAUUAAGAUUCCCCUCCCGCCAGUGGAUGAAAGGAAGAAGGUAAUUGAAGAUGUUGACAAAGACAGGCGAUACGCCAUUGAUGCUGCAAUAGUGCGAAUCAUGAAGAGUCGGAAGGUUUUGGGUCAUCAGCAGUUGGUUUUGGAGUGUGUUGAGCAGUUAGGCCGUAUGUUUAAGCCUGAUAUCAAAGCAAUCAAGAAGCGGAUUGAAGAUCUCCUCACUCGAGACUACCUUGAGAGAGACAAGGAUAAUGCAAACACGUUUAGAUACUUGGCAUGAUCCAACAAAUGGACGUCUGGAGUUCGGGAUUGGCUUUGCAGAUUCCUCUGAGCAAUAGAUUUGCUGUAAAUGUUUGUGCAGCUUGGUUUACUAUUCCUAGGAUUUUGAAACAGAAGUAAAUUUUAGUGCAAUUCAACUGAAACCCAUUUUUGUGCACUCGAAUCUCAUCUCCAAUUCUCAGAGAAAUUUAUAGGAAUGCUUAUUCUCUA
Molecule: messenger RNA, 2687 nt
Organism: Morus notabilis
Lineage: Eukaryota; Viridiplantae; Streptophyta; Magnoliopsida; Rosales; Moraceae
Product: cullin-1
Exons: 20
Coding region: 265-2478 (737 amino acids)
Biological process (GO): ubiquitin-dependent protein catabolic process; protein ubiquitination
Cellular component (GO): cullin-RING ubiquitin ligase complex
Molecular function (GO): ubiquitin protein ligase binding
Source: RefSeq, a predicted model, not a curated record